UUCUAUUUUGGUCCGCAUCCGUCUCUUAAGUUGCACGUAAAACGGAUGUGGUGACAGCGUACAUCAGGAAAUAACUGUAAUCGUCUCAUCAACAUGGAGAUCUUGGGGCUAAUGUGUGUCCCUCUGUAUCUGAUCCUGGCUUUGGUGACAGCCGUACUAUUCUAUAUAUACGCAACAUGGACCUUCGAUUACUUCAAGACUCGGGGUAUCCCAGGACCACCACCUACUCCCUUCUCGGCCAUGCCACUGGUGUGAGCUUCUUCCACAAACUCAAAGACUGGAAACGGCAAUAUGGAGACGUUUUUGGGAUAUUUGUCGGAAGAAACCCAGCCUUAGUCAUAUCUGAUCUGGACAUUCUGAAGGAAGUGCUUGUCAAGAGCUUCAGCACCUUCAGGAACCGACUUAAAUUCCUACUAAUUCCGUCCCCACUCAGCCUGAGUGUGUUCUUCCUGGAAGAUGCUCCCUGGAAGAGGGUGAGAAGCAUUAUCUCCCCUACCUUCAGCAGCGGCAAACUGAGACACAUGUGUGCUGCCAUCAACCAAUGUGGUGCCACUCUAUCCAAAAACUUCUGUGCAGACAUGAAGAAAAAGGAAGGGGUGAAUAUGAAAGAAUAUUUUGGAGCUUACACCAUGGACGUGAUUACACAAACGGUCUUUGGUGUAAAGGUCGAUUCCCAAAAUGAUUUCAACAACCCUUUUGUCACUAACGCCAAAGCAAUAUUUACAUUACCAAAAGCAAGAAGAAUCUUGCCCGUCUUAGCAGGGUUGGUGCCUGGACUGGAACACAUCCUCUUAAAGCUGGGUUUAGGAGUAUUUCCGCAAAGAGUCCUUGAUUUUUUCCAAACAGCUGUCACAGAAAUUAUGAAACAGCGACAGAAUGACUCAAAGGAACAGCAAAAGAAGAGAAGCGAUUUCCUGCAACUCUUGAUGGAGGCUGAAAUAGAGGAUGAUGCUGAUGACGAUACUGACACAGCCAGUGGUCAGAUGUCAGACAAACAUACUGUCAGACGUCUCUCAGUGGAUGAAAUAGUUGGCCAAGGGAUUAUUUUCUUCAUUGCUGGAUACGACACAACUGCCUCGACACUGACCUUUGCGUCGUACUGUCUCGCCAUGAACCAAGAUGCACAGGAGAAGGCAUAUAAAGAAAUUCGAGAAGUGUUGGGAAAUGCGGUACCUGACUACGACAACAUAUGGAAACUGAAGUAUCUGGACAACGUCAUCACCGAGACGCUCCGACUCUACCCACCUGGUCCUGUGUUGACUCGCAGAGCUUCUGAGACAGUUCAAAUCAAAGACUAUACGAUCACUGAGGGACAAGUCGUCUUCAUCCCCAUUUUUGCAAUGCAAAGAGACCCUGAGCUCUUCCAGGAUCCAGAUUCCUUCAGACCAGAAAGACAUGAUGAAAAGAUCAAUCCUUUGACCUUCCUGUCUUUCGGAUACGGUCCAAGAAUGUGUGUUGGGAUGCGGCUAGCGCUGAUGGAGACUAAGAUUGCCCUGAUUCAUCUUCUGAGAACUAUAAAGUUGGAACCUAUGCCAGACACACAGGAAGUAAUGACGUUUAAGAUCUCCAACAUUCUUACGCCAGAAAAGGAAAUCCGAUUGAAAUUAUCUUCCAGAUGCUGAAGUGAGAAAACUAUUGGAUAACGAAAACAAUUAUCACUAUUGAGAGUUGUCUCUAUCAGGCGUUUCAGGAUCCUAUCCUUGUGGCUUUAAUAACUGUUAGCUCUUUUAUUUUUACUUUUGUCAACAUCAUAUGUUUGCUCAUGGGUUCUGAGACUUAAGGCUUAUGCCUUUACACUGUGUGUUGACUGAAAUACUGUUCAAAGUGUAAUACAACCAUUCAAUCAUCCA
This is a messenger RNA of Haliotis rubra (blacklip abalone), 1850 nucleotides long. RefSeq names its product cytochrome P450 3A29-like. The transcript is spliced from 14 exons. Bases 177 to 1622 code for a protein of 481 amino acids. Lineage: Eukaryota; Metazoa; Mollusca; Gastropoda; Lepetellida; Haliotidae. The record is from RefSeq and is a predicted model, not a curated record. Gene Ontology annotation, molecular function: oxidoreductase activity, acting on paired donors, with incorporation or reduction of molecular oxygen; iron ion binding; heme binding.